Molecule: messenger RNA, 4911 nt
Organism: Leopardus geoffroyi (Geoffroy's cat)
Lineage: Eukaryota; Metazoa; Chordata; Mammalia; Carnivora; Felidae
Gene: HSF2
Product: heat shock transcription factor 2
Exons: 14
Coding region: 229-1722 (497 amino acids)
Biological process (GO): regulation of DNA-templated transcription
Molecular function (GO): DNA-binding transcription factor activity; sequence-specific DNA binding
Source: RefSeq, a predicted model, not a curated record
UCAUGUGCGGCCGCCGGUCCUCCCCGCCUCGCUGCGCGCUUGGCGAGGCUGGGGGGCGGGGCCCGGGAGCUGCUGCGCCUGCGUUGUGGGCGUUCUCCCGGAGCAGCAGCUGCCGCCGCCGCCGCCACCACCACUACCACCACCACCACCACCACCGCCGCCGCUGCUGCCGCCACCGCCACCGCCGUGUUCGGGUGUAGAAUUUGGAAUCCCUGCGUCUGGUUAACAAUGAAGCAGAGUUCGAACGUGCCGGCUUUCCUCAGCAAGCUGUGGACGCUUGUGGAGGAAACCCAUACCAACGAAUUCAUCACCUGGAGCCAGAAUGGCCAAAGUUUUCUGGUUUUGGAUGAACAAAGAUUUGCAAAAGAAAUUCUCCCCAAAUAUUUCAAGCACAAUAACAUGGCAAGCUUUGUGAGGCAACUGAAUAUGUAUGGUUUCCGUAAAGUUGUACAUAUUGACUCCGGAAUUGUAAAGCAGGAAAGAGAUGGUCCUGUUGAAUUUCAGCACCCUUACUUCAAACAAGGCCAGGAUGACUUGUUGGAGAACAUUAAAAGGAAGGUUUCAUCUUCAAAACCAGAAGAAAAUAAGAUUCGUCAGGAAGAUUUAACAAAAAUUAUAAGUAGUGCUCAGAAGGUCCAAAUAAAACAGGAAACUAUUGAGUCCAGGCUUUCUGAAUUAAAAAGUGAGAAUGAGUCCCUUUGGAAGGAGGUGUCAGAAUUACGAGCAAAACAUGCACAACAGCAACAAGUUAUUCGAAAGAUUGUCCAGUUUAUUGUUACAUUGGUUCAGAAUAACCAACUUGUGAGUUUAAAACGUAAAAGGCCUCUACUUCUAAAUACUAAUGGAGCCCAAAAGAAGAACCUGUUUCAACAUAUAGUCAAAGAACCAGCUGAUAAUCACCAUCAUAAAGUUCCACAUAGUAGGACUGAAGGUUUAAAGCCAAGGGAGCGGAUUUCAGAUGACAUUAUUAUUUAUGAUGUAACUGAUGAUAAUGCAGAUGAAGAAAAUAUCCCUGUUAUUCCAGAAACUAAUGAGGAUGUUAUAUCUGAUCCCUCCAACUGUAGCCAGUACCCUGAUAUUGUCAUUGUUGAAGAUGACAAUGAAGAUGAGUAUGCACCUGUCAUUCAGAGUGGAGAUCAGAAUGAACCAGCUAGAGAAUCCCUAAGUUCAGGCAGUGAUGGCACCAGCCCUCUCAUGUCUAGUGCUGUCCAGCUAAAUGGCUCAUCUAGUCUGACCACAGAAGAUCCUGUGACCAUGAUGGAUUCCAUUUUAAAUGAUAACAUCAAUCUUUUGGGAAAGGUUGAGCUGUUGGAUUAUCUUGACAGUAUUGAUUGCAGCUUAGAGGACUUCCAAGCCAUGCUGUCAGGAAGACAGUUUAGCAUAGACCCAGAUCUCCUGGUUGAUCUUUUCACUAGUUCUGUGCAGAUGAAUCCCACAGAUUACAUCAAUAAUACAAAAUCUGAGAAUAAAGGAUUAGAAACUACCAAGAACAAUGUAGUUCAGCCAGUUUCAGAAGAGGGAAGAAAAUCUAAACCCAAAACAGAUAAGCAGCUUAUCCAGUACACUGCCUUUCCACUUCUUGCAUUCCUCGAUGGGAACCCUGCUUCUACUGUUGAACAGGGGAGUACAGCAUCAUCAGAAGUUAUGUCCUCUGUAGAUAAACCCAUAGAAGUUGAUGAGCUUCUGGAUAGCAGCCUAGAUCCAGAGCCAACCCAAACCUGAUGCAGAGGAGUAUGUGCCUUCUGAGCAUACAUUCAAGGAGGAAGAAAUUUGGCUUCCUGAAUCACUGCUUAGAAGAAAGCCACCUAUCAAUCUUGGACACCCAUUGUAGACUUCAGGUGAGUGGGGAACAAACUUUAUGUUCUGCCUUUGGAACUUUUUUUUCUUUUUGGUUGAUCUCUUACUGUCCACUAAUAAAACAUCCAUAUUUUGGUGAACUGUUAUUAAACAUAAGUUUUAUCAGAAAUAUAUUUUUAGUGGAGUGAACAGGUCUUGAUGGGAGGGGGAGUUUUUCCCCAAUUUUUUUUUUUGUAUCUGGGGGUGAAUAUUACUAAUAUUAAGAGCAUAAGUUUUAUUCCUUUUUGUUUUCAUAGGUAUAAAACUCUAAGAAACUUCAUUUAUAAUACAAAAAAGUAUGAGAAUGGAAGAAUUUUGUUGUAGCAGUGUCAAUUCUCUGAAUUCCUUCAGAAUUACAUACCAGAACUAUUUUAUUAUGAUUAACUCUGGUGACUUUAGAUGAUCCUUCUAUUUCAGUGAAAGCAAAAAAAUAGAAACUACCUGAAUUGUAAAAGGACCUUUAUUCCCAAUGUCCUUCCUUCACACCAAUACUUAAAAAUUGUGUCUUUAUUGGAUAUUCAAGAGAUUUUAUCCAAAGUGCCUUGGUAAGAUUCAGAAUGCAUAAGAGGUACAUAUUUGUUAAAUGUGGAGAGUAAUCGCUAAGAGGGAUGGGGGAUGCCUUGAUGUCCUUUUGCAUCUUUUCGCACAGAUCCAAAUUGAGGAAGGAGUAACGUGAAAAUUGAAAAUCUGGAAAGUGAUUCCUCUAAAUACUCUCAUUUACCAGAGGAAGUCUGUAUACUGCCUGUAAAACAAUAUGGACUGUGGUAUAAAAGUAGGACCAGAGGAGACAGCAUAGGACUUAGAGCAGCUGAAUGUUCCUUUAGGGUGGAUCAUGGUGUUUUUCAUAGGGAUGGUAUACUCAGGUGAUAAGUUUCAGUGUGAAAAUAGUCUGCAGACUAGGAAAUGGACCUAAUGAUACUGUGAUGAACAUAUGUAGAAUGUUACUUUUAAGAAUUAGAGCCUAAAUGUUCAUUUCAAGCACACAUGAAAUAUUUGAGAGUUGGUUGCAUAUUAGACCAUAAAGCAAAUCAACAAAUUUCAUGGAACUGGUGUCAGACUAACUACAGUACAAAUAAACUAGACCUUUACAGUUUUGAGGAGCACUGGCAUAUUUUGUAGUGACCUUCAAUUUGGGAUUACCAUGCUUUUUCUCAUGAUUAGACAGGGGUUAUGGGUUUGGGAGUAAGAUCAGAGGUGAAGUGCCAUUUUCACCACUCAUCAGAAUAUCCUACUGGUUGUUCCUCUGGGAGAACCCUAAUAUGUUCAUUAAAAAAGGAACAAAAGUUCUCUUUAUCUUAGAACACAGAAAAUCAAAGGUGGGAGAAUAGAACAUCUGCUCAGUAAACGGGGAUGCUUUCAGAGCUGUCAUAGGGCAGUACUAAAAAGUGUGAACUGGCCUAGUGACAAGUUUAACAUAAAGGACUACAAAACAACUGACGUGUGUAAGGUAAGGUCUUUUAAAAAUUGAUAAGUUGAAGCUAAUCAAAAUUAAGUACUUUUGCUGUGCAAAAGACCCUGUCAAGAUGGAAAGACAAAGCUACAGACUGGGAGAAAGUAUUUGCAAACCAUGUAUCUGAUAAAGGAUGAGUAUUUAGAAUAUAUGAACUCUCAAAACUCAACAAAUUGUCCAAUUAGAAUUGCCAAAAGGCAUGAACAUUUUACUGAGGACAUAUACAUGGCAAAUAAGCACAUGAAGAGAUACUCAACAUCACUAGCCAUUUGGGAAAGGCAAGUUAAAACGACAAUUGAGAUAACACAAUGUUCUUAUCAUAACGGCUAAAAUAGGAGAUAGUGACAAAGGCUGGCAAGGAUGCAAAGAAAAUGAAUUGUUCAUACAUCAGUGGUGUGAAUAUGAAAUGGUACAGUGACUCUAAGUUUGGCAACUUCUUGUAAAAUAAUCAUUUAACCCAUCCACCAAGAUUUCUCUCUUCAUCCCUGGUUCCAAAGACCACGAAUUCCCAUUUCUUUAUUUGCAUCAUUGAAAGCAUGUUGAUAUAAAUGAAAUGAUCCUUUGUAACCUUUUGGGAUUGGCUGUUUUUACCCAGGAUACCUCCCUGGAGAUCCAGUCGAGUUGUUUUGUGUACCAACAGUUUACUCUUGUCUUAUAGUUAGUAUUCCAUGAUAUGGAUGUACCACUGUGUGUUUAAACUAAAUUCACCAGUUGAGGGACUUCUGGGUUGUUAGUCUGGGCUAUUGCAAAUAAAGUGAUAAGCAUUCAGGUACAGGAUUCCGUGUGUACAGGAUUCCGUGUGAACAUAAGAUUUUUCUGAAUAAAUGCCCAAGAAUUUUAUAGGCAUUGUCUUGCCCAUAAUAUUGGGGGAAUCAGACCAUUUCACUAAACCUUGGACUAAAUGGAAUAGAGUACUCAUUUACAAUUAUAUUCUUAUUCCCCCCUCCCUCCUUGGUAAGGGACUUUAAGUAGGCUUCAGCCCCACAUGGGAGCUUGAACUCAUGACCCUGAGCUCAAGACCUGAGCUGAGAUCAAGAGAUGGACGCUUAAGUGAGGCAUCCAGGCGCCCCCCUGUAAGAGACUUUUUUAAAUACCAUUUUGUGUCAGAAAGCAUCAAUUUGCAACUUAGGAAAAAAUGCCAACAGGACACAGCAGGUGUAUAAUAGCUAUCUAAUCAAUUAAAUAUAUUCUCCAAAUUAAACUGGUCCACCCACUAAAGGUUCUUUAGGAGAACAUCACCUUAAUUACCUGAGAUCCAAUUUCAGGUGCCACUUACAGAGGACCAAAAAAGGGUGUGAUGUAACUACCACCUUUAAAACAAUUCAGUUUUUCAGGACACAAAAUGGACAGUUAACCUUCUUGUUUCAGGUUCUUUUAUACGCAGGAGGAAAAGUAGGUCUGAGUAUUACAGCCACCUAAAUUUGGGUUGCUAAAGAAUUAAUACACCACACACUUUGUCUUGAAUUCAUUUAUUUAGAGAUAGAACACAGCCAUUCAAAAUGAUGGAACACAAUAUCAACACCCAGAAUAAAGUUGGGGAAUUAAGUUGAAUUGUUAUAUAUUUCAUUUACAUUAAUAAAUACCUUAAAAGAAGGAAAUGUAGCUUUUAAGAUCCAUUAAGACAC